ACAAAAUUUACCACCUCAGUGAUUAUACAUUCCACUUCCUUAAACAACAACACAUUUAUUAAAAAUCUGUGUAUUAUCAGUGUUAGAUUAUGCAGUGCGUCCACCAUACGAGUCUCUGUGAAUGAGCUGUUACUAUAGAAACGAUAACAUGUCAGAACGAGUGAAUUCAUAUAAACCUGUCCAUCAUGUUACAGCCGGAACUACUUUCCAAGUUCGUGACCUUCUGACCAAUCGGAUUCAAGCAGUCGACUGUGCUGUGGUAUGAGGGCUAUUGAACUUUGUUCACGGCUGUAACACACAGAAGCACGACUCACUUGCUCAGCUGGACAAGUACAGAGAUCCUCUGAGUUUUCGGGGAAUCGUGAUUCGGGUGUUUGUUGCGUACCGGACCAGCGGGGGGAAGUUUCACAUCUUUCCAAACAGACCAAACUAUAGGAAGGUGAUACUGUGUGCCAUGGAAAGUUCAUCUCCUCACAUGCCUCCGUCUGACUUGAUCCUGCUCAAUCUGUCGCUAGCUAACCUGCUGACGUCGCUGUUCCGCACCGUGCCCAUUUUCAUCUCAGACCUGGGUCUGGAAGUGUCUCUGGAGACGAACUGGUGCCGAAUGUUCAUGCUGCUGUGGGUAUGGUGGCGCUCAGUGGGCAGCUGGGCCACGCUGUCCCUCAGCAUCUUUCACUACACCACGCUGAGACGUAAGCACGUGGCCAUGGGCCCGCUGGCGCAGCAGAAGGACCGAAGACAUGUCGUUCUGGCACUGGGAGUCGUCUGGGGCACCAACCUGGUGUUUUCUCUACCCGCCGCCUUCUACUCUAAACAUGUCAGUGGAAAUGCCACCUUCGAUUUCAUGGUGAUCAGCUGCACCACGCGCCCGCUCCUCGGCUGCAUGUGGGAAUUCCCAUCCAGACAGCAGGGUGUGGCCUUCGCCUCCACCUCACUCGCUCUCAACGAGGUGCUGCCUCUGCUGCUGAUGGUGAGUAUUAACAUUGCGACUCUCCGGGCUCUGGCGAAACACAUCCGCAUGGUGACGGUGGGCGUGGAGAAAGGAGCGGCUCACGUGCACACGGAGCGGAAGGCGGGUCAUGUGAUCAUGACGCUGGUGGCGCUGUUCGUCAUAUGCUGGGUGAUGCAGGUGGCCGCUGUCACUUAUUAUAACUACAACGGUGGCGUGCACACCGAGGGCCUGCUGACCGUCUCACAGUUCUCCGCCUCCGUCUUCGGGGGCUUCAGCCCCAUAGUGGUGACGUUCGGCCACGGCAAACUGCGCAAGAGGAUCAUGAUAAUGGUGCAGGAGCUGUGCGUCUGGGCGGGCUGCAGAACCACCGAGAGCGAGGACAACAGUAAGAAGAAGAGGGCGCUGGAGAGCACCACGGUCUCGUACAAACAAGAGAGCCAGACAAAGAACGUGACGAUGUGACUCGACGUGAGCACUGAGGAAAUCAACACAACCGCCUGUCAUGCACACAUAUACAUCUACACGAUUCUCCAACUGGAAAGUUUGGAGUGUGUCAAAGAGUAAACAAAACAACCAAACAAAAAGUGUGUGCGUGUGUAACAGGUCAGUCAAUUCAUUGUAUAGCGCUAAAAAAACUAUUUAAAAUUAAAUAGCUCACACUGUGAACAUCAUAAAUUACACGCUGGCCUAAAAUACAAAAAAGUCUGACAACCAAAUAUAAACAGCCACGAACAAAUAUCCACUAGCAGCAACCCAGGAACAGCCACAAAUGACCAACUCCUAAAGAACAGCCACUAAAGAACAGCCACUAACGAACAGCCAUUAAUGAACAGCCACUAAUAAACAGCCCACUAACGAACAGCCCACUAACGAACAGCCAUUAAUGAACAGCCACUAAUAAACAGCCCACUAACGAACAGCCCACUAACGAACAGCCAUUAAUGAACAGCCACUAAUAAACAGCCCACUAACGAACAGCCCACUAACAAACAGCCACUAACACCCACUAAUGAACAGCCCACUAAAGAACAGCCCGCUAACGAACAGCCCACUAAUAAACAGCCACUAAUGAACAGCCCACUAACGAACACCCACUAACGAACAGCCCACUAACGAACAACCACUAAUAAACACCCACUAAAGAACAGCCACUAAAGAACAGCCUCUAACGAACAGCCCACUAACGAACAGCCACUAACACCCACUAACGAAUAGCCCACUAAUAAACACCCACUAAAGAACAGCCACUAGAGAACAGCCCACUAAUGAACAGCC
This is a messenger RNA of Ictalurus punctatus (channel catfish), 2227 nucleotides long. Its product is annotated as olfactory receptor class A-like protein 4. The transcript has 3 exons. Gene Ontology annotation, molecular function: G protein-coupled receptor activity. The record is from RefSeq and is a predicted model, not a curated record. Gene Ontology annotation, biological process: G protein-coupled receptor signaling pathway. The coding region runs from base 455 to 1414 and encodes 319 amino acids. Gene Ontology annotation, cellular component: membrane. Lineage: Eukaryota; Metazoa; Chordata; Actinopteri; Siluriformes; Ictaluridae.